AUGCUCCUCGCCCCGGGCGCAGGCAGGCGGCUGGGCGUCCUGCGCCCCUCGGGGGCGGCCUUCCUGCAGACCUUGCUGUGGAUUGUGUGUGCCGCCGUCUGCGGAGCCGAGCAGUAUUUCAAUGUGGAGGUGUGGCUGCAGAAGUACGGCUACCUGCCCCCGACGGAGCCGCGGCUGGCGGUGCUGCGCUCGGCCGAGGCCAUGCAGUCGGCGCUGGCGGCCAUGCAGCAGUUCUACGGCAUCAACAUGACAGGCAAGGUGGACCGGAGCACCAUCGACUGGAUGAAGAGGCCCCGCUGCGGGGUGCCUGACCAGACCAGCGGCAGCUCCCGGUUCAGCGUCCGCCGGAAGCGAUAUGCACUCACGGGCCAGAAGUGGCAGCACAAGCACAUCACCUACAGUAUAAAGAACGUAACUCCGAAAGUGGGGGACCCGGAGACACGCAGAGCUAUCCGCCGUGCCUUCGACGUGUGGCAGAACGUGACUCCCCUGACAUUCGAGGAAGUGCCCUACAGCGAGUUAGAAAACGGCAAGCGAGACGUGGAUAUAACCAUCAUUUUCGCAUCUGGUUUCCAUGGAGACAGCUCUCCCUUUGAUGGAGAGGGAGGGUUUUUGGCACAUGCCUACUUCCCUGGACCAGGAAUUGGGGGAGACACUCAUUUUGACUCUGAUGAGCCAUGGACACUAGGAAAUCCGAAUCACGAUGGAAACGACCUGUUCCUCGUGGCCGUGCACGAACUGGGCCACGCGCUGGGCCUGGAGCACUCCAACGACCCCACGGCCAUCAUGGCCCCGUUCUACCAGUACAUGGAGACCGACAGCUUCCAGCUGCCCAGCGACGACCUGCAGGGCAUCCAGAAGAUCUACGGUCCACCGGACAAGGCCCCUCCGCCGACCAGACCCCUGCCCACGGCGCCCCCACACCGCUCCGUGCCCCCGGCCGACCCCCGCAGGAAUGACAGGCCCCGGCCGCCCCGGCCGCCCACCGGCAGGCCCGCCUACCCCGGCGCCAAGCCCAGCAUCUGCGAAGGCAACUUCAACACGCUGGCCGUCCUCCGCCGCGAGAUGUUUGUGUUCAAGGACCAGUGGUUCUGGCGGGUGAGGAACAACAGGGUCAUGGACGGGUACCCCAUGCAGAUUACUUACUUCUGGCGCGGCCUGCCUCCGGGGAUCGACGCAGUGUACGAAAACAACGAGGGCAACUUCGUCUUCUUCAAAGGCAACAAGUACUGGGUGUUCAAGGACACGACGCUGCAGCCCGGCUACCCUCACGACCUGGUCACUCUCGGGAGCGGGAUCCCCCCGCACGGCAUUGACUCAGCCAUCUGGUGGGAGGACGUUGGGAAAACCUAUUUCUUCAAGGGGAACAGGUACUGGAGGUACAGCGAAGAAAUGAAGACCAUGGACCCCGGCUACCCCAAGCCCAUCACCGUCUGGAAGGGCAUCCCCGACUCCCCGCAGGGAGCCUUCGUGCACAAGGAGAACGGCUUCACGUAUUUCUACAAGGGAAAGGAGUAUUGGAAAUUCAACAACCAGAUACUCAAGGUGGAGCCCGGAUACCCCAGGUCCAUCCUGAAGGACUUCAUGGGCUGUGAGGGACCCACAGACAGACACACAGAAGGACACAGCCCGCCCGACGACGUGGACAUCGUCAUCAAGCUGGACAACACGGCGGGCACGGUGCGGGCGGUGGCCAUCGUGAUCCCCUGCAUCCUGGCGCUGUGCCUGCUGGCGCUGGCCUACACCGUGCUGCAGUUCAAGCGCAAAGGCACGCCGCGCCACAUACUGUACUGCAAGCGCUCCAUGCAGGAGUGGGUGUGA
Molecule: messenger RNA, 1821 nt
Organism: Pipistrellus nathusii (Nathusius's pipistrelle)
Lineage: Eukaryota; Metazoa; Chordata; Mammalia; Chiroptera; Vespertilionidae
Source: the annotation of a GenBank genome assembly